AUGGUGGGCCACCAAGAGACAAACGGGAAUCACCGAGAAGAUCGGAAUGGCGACCAAGUAACAACAGAGAAACGAGUGGGAGUGAUCAACUGUCGGGAAAUGGGCGAGGGCUGGCAGAACAGGCUAAUCUUGGGACUGGACAUAUUGCAUGCCUAUGAUGCAUCUGUGGACAUAGGGUGCCAAACACUGUGCCUGGCAGAGGAAGAGGUAUCAUUAUGGAGCCUGGGAGCGGGACCCAGUCCUUCUGGCCUGGUAGUGGCCAAGGAUAUGAUACCCACAGAGUGCGAGGGAAUAGUGAUGGCUAGAAUGGAAAACCCCCUUGGAGUAGAAAAUGGUCUAGUAGAACCAAGCUCGCAUGUCCAUCCACCUGAAGGAAUCUACAUAGCCAGGACGGUGGUUCAAGACUGUCAGGAGGUUCCAGUGAGGGUCUUGAAUGUUACACAUUGGGACCAAAAGCUUAUGAGAGGAUCCCCUCUGGCACACUGUGAGCCAGUCACACUGGUGACUCUGCCUGAUGUGGGGCAGCACCAGGCCCAAGACCUAAGCUCAAAAUUAGAGGAUGUAAUCAUAAUGGCCAGGUCACACCUAACCAACGAAGAAUUUCAGGAACUGAAAGAACUCCUGGCCGAGUACGCUGACAUUUUUGCUGGAGAUAACAAGGACUAUGGGAGGACUAGCAAAGUGUAUCACCGCAUAGAUAUGGGAGACGCCCUACCAAUUCAACAGCCCCUGAGAAGAGUAUCCAUGGCAAAACAAGUGGAUGUAAAAGAAAUGCCUGACAACAUGCAACGGCAAGGGGUUAUAGAAGAAUCGGACAGCCCCUGGUCGUCCCCAGUCGUUUUGGUUAGGAAGAAGAAUGAGGAAAUCUGUUUCUGUGUGGAUUACAGAAAGCUGAAUGACAUCACAAAAAAAGAUUGCCUUCCACUACACCCUGGACACGCUGGCUGGAGCCAAAUGGUUUUCCACUCUUGA
Cryptotermes secundus is the source of this 972-nucleotide messenger RNA. RefSeq lists its product as uncharacterized. NCBI's taxonomy places the organism in Eukaryota, Metazoa, Arthropoda, Insecta, Blattodea, Kalotermitidae. The coding region runs from base 1 to 972 and encodes 323 amino acids. The record is from RefSeq and is a predicted model, not a curated record. The transcript is spliced from 2 exons.